ACUUUGUUUACCUGUGCGUUAUUGGGAAUUGUCAACAACCACAUGGCUGUAUUAUUAGUACAUGUUCUACUCUUGCUCCUAUAGGCCUGAGCUCUGAGACUGGUGCUCUGAAUCUAAUGAGAGAAUGGCUGCAAUCAAUGAAGAUGCUGAGGAUAUGUUUAAGAUCUUAAUUGCCACUGACAACCACGUGGGCUAUAUGGAGAAGGAUCCAGUCAGAUGCAAUGACUCACUCGAGUCUUUUGAGGAGAUUCUUAAAGUGGCAAAAGAUCAGGAAGUUGAUUUCAUAUUGCUCGGAGGAGACUUGUUCCAUGACAACAAGCCCUCAAGGCAGGUACUACACAGGAUGCUGGAGCUCCUGAGGCACUACUGCAUGGGCAGUCGACCUUGCCCCAUAGAGUUCAGGAGCGACCCAGCCAUUAACUUUCAACAUUCUAAAUUUCCAGUCGUGAACUAUGAAGACCCAAACUACAAUGUCUCAAUGCCCAUCUUUAUCAUCCAUGGAAACCACGACGAUCCAACAGGACAAGGCAACCUUAGUGCCAUGGAUCUACUCAGUGUCUCCAACCUGGUCAACUACUUUGGGAAGCCUGAAGACAUUGAGAACAUAGAGGUCUCUCCUCUACUCCUACAGAAGGGCUCUGCCAGACUAGCUCUAUUCGGACUGGGCAGUUGCAGAGACGAGAGGCUACACAGACUAUUCAGAAAAGGAAAAGUCAAGUUUCAACGGCCAAAGGAGGAAGAAGGAGAAUGGUUCAAUAUGCUUGUACUGCACCAGAACAGGGCAAAGCAUGGAGAAACCAACUACAUCCCUGCCAGCUUCAUCCCCGGGUUCUUUGACCUUGUGAUGUGGGGCCACGAGCACGAGUGUCUGAUAGACCCUGAGUUUGUUGCUACUGGAGACGUAGACGAGGAAGGAGAGGACAGAGGAGUGUUUGUGUCCCAACCUGGGUCUUCUGUCGCCACCUCUCUCAGUGACGGAGAGCAAAAACCUAAGCAUAUUGGAAUCAUGCACAUUAAGAGUGAUUGCACGUUCAAGAUUGACCCCAUAAGGCUGCAAACAAUACGACCGUUUAUAAUAGAAUCUACAAGGUUGCAAGGCAGUGGAAUUCAUGUCAGUGAUGAAGAGGGAGUGUACGCCUUCUUAACAAAUAAAGUGAAAGCUCUGAUUGAAAAAGUAAAAGAAGAAAAUCCAAGCACAGACAAGAUACCACUUGUGAGAUUAAAGGUUGACUACAGUGGUGGCUACAGUUCUUUCAGUCUCGCAAGAUUUGGGCAGCAGUUUCACGGAGUAGUUGCAAAUCCACAGAGCAUCUUGAAUUGGUUCAGGCAACGGCAAGCUACUGGGAAAUCAUCUAACAAAAAAGCCACAGAACAAGACUUUUGUUAUGACCUGGAGCGUAUUGAGAAUGCUGAGCUUCAUGUAGCCAAGCUAAUCAAUGAGGAGCUUAAGAAAGAGAGCUUGGACAUUAUCUCUGAGAAGACCCUGGCUGAUGCCCUCGAGCAGUUUGUGGACAAGGAGGAGAAUGAUGCACUCUCAGACUGUGCAAAGUUCUGUCUUGCAGAAUCACAAACACAUCUAAAAACCAUCCCAGUAUCGAGCAAGGACAUAUCAGAAAUUAUUCACGAGAAAAGAGAUGAGCUGCAUAAGGUGCAGGAAACUAAAGGCAUGGAAGCAAUGCGCCACAGCCAAAGUUUGAAGAAGGAUUCAUUUGCUGAUGAAAGCCGCACCUUCUCUGAUGACGAUGACUCGGACACACCCAGACCAAAGCCUACCAGGGGACGUGGUGGCAGAGGUCGAGGAACUAAAACAUCCACCACCUCGACAAGAGGGAGAGGAGCAAAGAGGGGACGGGGGUCUAAGACUGCACCUCCUUCCUCCCCAGCUCUUGCGUUCAGGUCUGAAGGUGCCCCUACUACCACCAGAAGCCGUGGUAAGAGAGGAGCUCUCAGCUACCUGGAUGAUGAUGAUGACACUGAGGACAGCCUGGUCUCAAAGCAACCUGCUGCCAAGAAACCUCGAAGCACCAGCUCCUUUGGUAGAAGUUCUACGGCUAAACGAGGACGUUCAGUCAAAAAGGACUCACCGAUCGAUCUAACUCAGUCGGGGGAAGACAGUGAAGAUGACAAUCCGUUUGAAUCAAUAGGAAAGAAAAAGUCGAGGAAAUAUAACUGAGCAUAACAUUAUAUCUCUUGCCUAUUUUAUGUGCACAAUUAUAUAAUAAUUUAUGCUGUGCUGUGACUUUUUAUUGAAUUUGUUGUGGG
Molecule: messenger RNA, 2262 nt
Organism: Halichondria panicea
Lineage: Eukaryota; Metazoa; Porifera; Demospongiae; Suberitida; Halichondriidae
Product: double-strand break repair protein MRE11-like
Exons: 14
Coding region: 125-2173 (682 amino acids)
Biological process (GO): double-strand break repair via homologous recombination; double-strand break repair via nonhomologous end joining; mitochondrial double-strand break repair via homologous recombination
Cellular component (GO): Mre11 complex; site of double-strand break; nucleus
Molecular function (GO): single-stranded DNA endonuclease activity; manganese ion binding; 3'-5'-DNA exonuclease activity
Source: RefSeq, a predicted model, not a curated record